Messenger RNA from Spirodela intermedia, 7019 nucleotides. The record is from the annotation of a GenBank genome assembly. NCBI's taxonomy places the organism in Eukaryota, Viridiplantae, Streptophyta, Magnoliopsida, Alismatales, Araceae.
AUGGCGGAAGGGGAGAGCGUCCAGACGUGGAGAUCCGAGGAGGCUGGAGAUGGAGAUGGGGAAGCCGGCGGCGGAGAGAGCGUGAAGCUGUUUGUAGGGCAGGUGCCGAAGAGCAUGACGGAGGUGCAGCUGCUCGACUUGUUCAAGGAGGUGGCGCUGGUGGACGAGGUCAACAUCAUCAAGGACAAGUUCACCAAGGCCUCCCGAGGUUCCAUCUAGAACAGCCUCUCUAUCUGUGCUUCUUCUCCCGACCCCUCUGCUGUUCUACUGUUUUUUUUGCUUUUGGGGAAUGGCGCAUGUACUACUCGUAGAUCCGCACAGCUGCCGGUUUCACGCGCUGAUUGCUGCUGGUUUUGUUUGUCACGGUUGGCACAGGAUGCUGCUUCUUGAUAUGCCCCUCGAGGGAGGAGGCAGAUAAGGCGGUCAAUGCGUACCAUAACCAAAGGACGCUCCCAGGGGUACGCCACCAGAUCUCUUCGAUUCUAUUUUUUACUGCCUCUGUACCUUCGCUUUUGGACGGUUCAACACUUUUGCGGCCAACUUUGCCUCUUUUAGAUCCGUACUUUUGUACUUUGUGCGUCACUCUUACUUUUACCCUUUUGACUUUUCUUUCUUUGGUUCAAUGCUACCUACGAUCUAGAGUCAUACUUGUGGAAGAUUUUCAAAUUUCUGGUUUUGAAAAAAUGAAAAUUCUGUUUUGUUCAUCUCUGGGGGAAACUCGUGGUGGGUGUAGUACUAAACAGAUUCCUUUAUUCAUUAUUGGUUUGCGCUUAUAAUUUUUUAACUAAUUAUAUGGUGGUUGGAAUUAAUUUUUAGAAAUAUUUUUCUUGUGUAAUGCUUUCAUAAUCAAGGGCUUAAAGGCCUUUUUCUCCGGCAUAUUGGGUAGAAUGUGGUGUGGGAGAAGUUGGACGUGGUAUUUCGAAUAGAAAUAUGCUCCUUUUUCUCUCUAUUGAAAUGUUGUAAACAAUGUUCAUAGGAUAUCUUCGUUGAGCGAAUUCUCGCCACUAUCCAUUGUAGCUCUAUGUAGUCUCUUACACUUCUGGUAAAAUAGUGGAAUAUAUAGCAGGUUCGAAUUAUUCGUUAUCAUCUUUCAAUUGCUGUGAAACUCUUUGCAUAAUCUUGCAGUGUUCGCAUUCUCUAUUGGAUUUCUCUGUGGUUUCGAUUUUUCAUUUCAAACAUAUCUUCAAGUCCACAAUGUACCAAUAGUAUCAUUGGGACAGCUGAGACAUAUGGAACUUCAAACUGAUGGGUGGUUUUGUUCCAGUUGCCAAUGUUUUUUCUUAAAUGAGUUACUAGUGGAGUAUUUUUGGUCUGGUGAGGACAAGGUCCAUUUGCCUUGGAUAUAUUUCGGGAAGGAUACAGCAGCUCUAACUGACCCUUAAAAGUUUUUGAUUCUCAUUUCUCUAUGUGACGUGGCCGAUACUGGUGGAGUAUGCAUGGGUAUUAACAGGGAAUCAUUGUUUUUAUGGUUAUUUGGUAUGGCUGUAAGGAGAUUUGUGUGAGUUUAUAAAGAAGGGUCUUUGAAGUAUGCGUCUAAUCGCAGAUGUUAUGUUGCUAGAAGAUGCCUUGUGUUCAUAAGAUUUAGGUUUAGAGAGUUUGGAUGUAGAUCGCCAGAUCUGGAAGAAGAUGACAUGCUCAUGAUCACAAUGCUCGAACUUGACAUAAUGACAAAUUUUUGGUGCAUCAUUAUUACCCGGGGAAGUUUAUUUUCGUAGAAGGUAUUUUUUUUGUUUCAAAAUUGAUUCACUUAGCAUUUGAUGAGAUAAUUGUAAUCAAAUACUGUUUUCUAGGAAAAAUUGAAGAAUUAAUUCUGUAAUGUAUAAAGGAAUUUUUAACUAUAACUACACAUGUAUAUGUAAAAGCGUAUUUUAAAGGUUCGUAAAAUAUUUUUUUCGGCAUUACCAUAUUGUUUUUUACCUAAUGUCGUAAAAGAGAGACGACUUUUUUAAUAAUUUUUUUAUGUGUAGUGAUUCUGUCGCAGAGUACAAGGAGUGGACCUAUUAUCAAUAAAAAGGAGAAUUUUAUUAGACGAAUGAUUUACCAUGAUAUGAUUUGGAAUGCCUGCUGUAUCAAUUGAAUGUUAAGUGCUUUAGAAACCGAGGUCCAUCAAAGACAUAUGUGUGAGGGACUUGAUGGGAUGAUCAGCUAGAUCGUAGAAACUUAUUGGAGUCAGUCUUGUUGUGCUUAAAAAAGAUUGGAUAGGUUCAAACUUGUAAUAAAUAUGCCAAUGUAACUUUAAUCUAGUCACUAGUUAGAUGCAAAUGACAAACUUGAGAACGAUUUUUUAGUGUAAUACGAAAAUUCGUGGUAUGUUUUCAUUUUGCAAUAAGUGAAAAAUGUUGAAAUGGUCUUAUUUAAGAAUUUAUGCGAUUUGUUGAGCAUCUUGCUCUUGGCAAUUUCUAGAUCGGUGCCACUCAUAAUUUAAAGUUAAGAUGCGAGUCUAGGUUCUUAAAUUGAAAGAUACCUUCUUAACGAACACACAUAUGGCAUGUCAUGGUGAUGACAUUUGCUGAAGGGUUGCCAGACCACUGCUAUUAUGAGUAUAUGCUCGGUGUUCUGACAUCUUUAACAUUCAGAUCCAUAAAGUGAGAAAAAAGCUUGUUAAUGAACAGUUUAAAACAAAUGUGUCAUAUAGUCAUUAAUGACUCUUAACUUUCUUCAUCAUUAUUUGCAAUGUGACAGGCGUAUGAUAUUGUGUGGAAACCAUUAGAACAAAUAAACAUUGGGUUACUGGAAAAUCAACUCCUCCAGUGAAAGGAAAUGCAGGAUGUUAUACUAUCUAGUGCUAGGUCGAAACUAUGGGUUUCAUUAAGGAAAUUUAAAUUGUGGAUUAUCUUUGAGAAUAUUAAUGAAUAAUAUACGGGGAGUAUGUUUGGGAUAAUGUCAGAGAUUUCAAGGAAAGAGUAAGAUCUUUACUCCUACUGACGAAAAAAAGUGAUCUAGUUGUUCUGAAGAGAUGGGUCUUUAAGGAUUCCAAUCAUAGGUGUGAAUUUUAUACCAUUUAUUUGGAACUGGACUGAAUAGUGCAAUUCACAUCUAAGGAUUUCGCAGAUCUUACAUCUGGUAAACAUCACAUUGCAAAGUCGAAUGCUCUGUUCUGAAGUGUUUGAAGCUGUUACCACAGGCAAGGGUAGGAGGUUCAGUGGAAUAUUCAUCGUCCUGGGGCAGCUUUUAGCUUCUGACGACUAUAUUGCCCUCCUGAGAGAUCAUUAUUACAUCAUCAGCCCUCCCUCUUGAGCGUGGCACCUCAUGCCUAACAUACGAAGUUAUUAAACUGAGUCAAGAAUACGAAUGUGGCUCAUAAUCUUAUCAUUCUUUUCUCUGUUAAACCAAUUUGCUUCUUUGGAAGGCUUUCUUCAUGCUGCCCUUUCCUUAAAAUUUAGUACAGUUUCAUGAUUUUUGAUAUUUGUUUACGUAAAAUACCAGCAGUGAUUGGUCAUUUAUACUUUUGAAAUUUUACGACGAAAACUUGUAUUCUGAUCCUGGAUAAUCGCCCCCUUUCAUGAAUCAGCCAAUUCCUAAUGUCAUGGAAUUGACCAUCAACAGUGCUUUGCUAGUGAAUUGAAGGCUUGGACCUUUUCAAGGUGAUGCCGUAAGACCCUGGUAGCUUAGCCAUGGUUACCCUUCAGCAGCCCCUGCUAUUGUUGCAUCAACCAAAUUGAACUCUUGGCUGGCUUGGGUACUGUUCUGAUGAAUCAAUCAAAACUGCCCCUUGAACGUUCUGACAUUAAUGUGUACCCUUUCAACCUGUCGAAUAGAAACCUGUAGUUUCUGAUUCAGAUCACCUGGACUACAUUAGUGUAUGACUGUAUUUGUUUCAGGGUCACAAUGAAAUUCUUUACCUUUUGUGUGGAACUGAUGACCUUUGUCUCCCUCUCUCUUUCCUGCAUUACAUAUACUCGAAUUUUGCAUGCUCUAAUUAAAAAUUUUCUUCUGUAUUUUAUCUAGGCCUCUACUCCAUUGCAAGUUAAAUAUGCAGAUGGCGAAUUGGAAAGACUAGGUGGGAUUUUGGUGAAUAAAUUUGUCUUUUCACAUUGAAUUAGGAUACUCAUCUUAAGCUCGGACCCUAGCCUCUUUGUUCUGGUUUAUAGUUUCUAAUUUUCGAAACAGUUUUUAUGUGUUACGUUCUCUCAUAGUGUAAUAAUGACUUUUUGUUCUAUGAAAAUGUUAUAACUCUCUUUGAUUAGUUUAUUUUCAGAACACAAGCUAUUUAUUGGUAUGCUUCCCAAAAACGUUUCUGAGACUGAACUAUCUGCAUUGUUUUCCAAAUAUGGAAAUAUUAAGGAUUUACAAAUUCUAAGAGGUUCGCAACAGACAAGUAAAGGUAUAGAUUCUGUUCUUGAAGCUGCUUUAAAGUUCUAGAAUUUGGUUGCUGAAAUUUCGCUCUUUCAGUAUUUAACUGACAAUGAUCUGUUGUUGUUACUCAAAAUCUUUUGUUACUCUAGCAGGUUGUGCCUUUCUGAAGUAUGAGACAAAAGAGCAAGCACUUGCAGCAUUGGAAGCCAUAAAUGGGAAGCACAGAAUGGAGGUGUGUCCUUGUGAUUUUUACUCUUUAUACCUUUUAUGCUGGAAGGUUUACACCUCCCAAAGUAUCUUUUAACCUGUCACGACGGUUGACUAAGGUAUCAUGUUGAACUAGCACAUUUUAGCUCAAUUUAGUUAUCAAUGCUUACGAUUUAAAUCUGCUGAUAAAAUUGAAAUAAUGAUAUCUCACUUCAGUUUGGAGCAGGAGAGUGUGCCCUACUUUCAAAUAAAAGAUAAAAAGUUGAAGAAAUAAUAACCUGGACACUGCUAGUUCCACAUAAAUCAGCCAUUUCCGCAUUGUGCUACAGACCUUGCCCUACCGAAGAGCAGGAGAAGAAACGCAAGGAGAUAAUGCAAGUCGAAAUUAGUGUACUGGCCACAGGCAAUGGGGAAACCAAUUUGUUGAACAUGGGAAACAAAAGUUAAUCUGCUCAUUACGUGAGUGGUUUUCACAUUAGUUUCAGGAGUGGCUUCCUCAUGGAUCUCAUAGAUUCUUUGCCCUAUUUAUUGCUUAUUAAUUCAGUUAAUACACCUACAUCGACAUUAAUUAAGUCCAUCCAAGGUUUUACGCUGAAACAAUGGAACAGAAAGAAUGAUUCAUGUCACUAGCGGAACAUGUGCACAACAUUUAAGCAUUGGAAACUUAUUGAAAGUGAAGUAUGAUGCUUGAGCAUUUGUUUUGAUAUCUUAGUUUUACUCAUGGUUCAAAUAUCAAUCUUACUCUUUUUUGAUGCAGAGAGCACUUUCAGAUGCUCUCACGACUUGUAUCCAAAUUCUGCUUUUUCGGAUCCUUCUAUGUAGUUGUAAGUUCCUUUCAUUCUUGGCCAUUGAAAUUUCUGGCCUAGGCCACACAGUAUAUGGAUAGACCAUGAUGGGUGCUUACAUUACCUUGCUUUUUUUUUUGUCAGCGGCACUUAAUAUAUACUUCUGUUUAUACGUUUCGUUGGUCAUUUUUUUUUAUUCAUCUAUAUUUUCUGGAGGCUCUAGCAAAAAUCAUAUAGAUAGAUGACAUUAGUGUCGGUCAAGUUGUGAUGUCUUUUGGGUCAGUGUUAGGUUUCUCUGAAUCCUCUUUCCUAGAUAUAUAUCGUACGCCAAUCCUUGUCACUUAUUUGGUUGUUCGGAUUGGAGAAAGUUAUAAAAAGAAAGGAAAGUCAAAAGUUGAUUUUGCCACUACAACAGUUGUUUUUCUUCUGAAACUCUAUUCUUGUUUCUACUGUGCAGGGUUCCAGUGUGCCUUUGGUUGUUAAAUGGGCAGAUACAGAGAAGGAAAGGCAGGCCAGGAGAGCACAUAAAGCUCAGUCGCAGAAUUCCAAUGCACCAAGUGUCAUUGCCACACAGCAACCUUCAUUGUUUGGAGCUUUACCAAUGGGUUACAUUCCUCCAUUCAAUGGUUAUAGUUAUCAGGUUAGUUUAUGCUAUUCAUUUGGCAGGGUUUUGCAUUAAUUUAUUCCUACGGAUUCUUUAUUAUAAGAAAGAUUUCCGGCUUUCCUUUUUCUUACUCGUCAAAGGUUAACGUUUUUGUACCAAUUUCCCAUUUUUUAUUUCAUUUUGAAACGGUUUCGUAAUUUUGCCCUACCUUCUGCUAGAGGAACCAAACAAUUCUGGAUAAAGCAGCAGUGUUGUUCCCAUGAUAUAUUGGCUUUUCGAUUGCCUUCAGUUGUGAAGGCAUCUAUUUUUAUCACUGAAUACUUUCUAACUUUUAAUUUUUUUCUUUGUUAUAUAUGCAGACAUCUGGAACAUAUGGGAUAAUGCAGUAUCCUCUGACGUCAAUACAAAAUCAACCAGGCUAUACUAGUAUGGUUUCGGCUGUUACUCAAGGAAACACCAUCCGUGGUGUUAAUUCUGCAGCUCCCCUGGGUGCAUCGCCAAGAAAUUUUCCUACGGUACAGUCUGCUGCGUAUGUGGGUUCGCCAUAUCAUGGUGUGCCAGGACUGCAAUAUCCGAUGACAUAUCCGGGGAUGAUGAAUCACCAGCCUUUGGUUCAUCCGCACAGUCCCAUGCAGCCUACGGUGUUGAGCAAUGAUUCUGGAGUACAUUCAAGCGUCAGUGGAAGCACUGGGGUUCAGAUUGAAGGUGAAUAAUGGUCAAACGUUUAUAUUCGAAUUCACAUCAUUUCUGAGGAGAGUUCGGGUGACUGAUUGUUUAUUUUUCUAGGUCCUCCUGGUGCUAAUUUGUUCAUUUAUCAUAUCCCCCAAGAAUUUGGUGAUCAGGAUCUUUCAAAUGCUUUUCAACCAUUUGGCAGAGUCUUGAGCGCCAAAGUAUUUGUUGACAAAGCAACUGGUGUUAGCAAGUGCUUUGGUAAUCCCUUAUCGAUUGUUAAUUUGAUGAUCAUUUAUAUACAUUUUUCUUAUUCGCUUCAAUCUCCAGGUUUUGUCAGUUAUGACUCUCCCGCUGCAGCUCAAACUGCCAUCAAUAUGAUGAAUGGAUUUCAGUUGGAAGGGAAAAAAUUGAAGGUACAGCUUAAGAGAGACAACAAACAGAGCAAUCCUUACUGA